CGUUGCGUGAGUGCACUUCGAUCUUGACCUUGGCUCUGAGGAAGAAUAUUCCGCUACGCUUCCACAAGAGACAGUGAGCUGCGGAAAGAUGACAAGCACGGAUUGGACGAUUUCAUUCUCAGUAUUUCUGUGUUAUGACAGACGCAAGGAUAGUCUUCGGUUUGUAGGCAUCCUCUUACCCUUUAUCUAUAUUCGUGUAAACAGAACAUGGGUAUGUGUUGUUGCUUUCACUGUGUUUAGAAAUAACAGACUGUACAGCUCAGAUUCUCAAAGCGUGAGCUCCACAGCUCCACUUUAGACCAACACAGUAAACAUGGAUUUACUUUGUAUGUGCCAGCUUGUGUUAGUCGUCAUCGCGUCGUCUGGUGUUUUAUACUAUAUCUUUUCUUUUUCUCCCUCACGCUCACUUCGCCUGCCCUGUUUUCACAAUCACUUGUUCCUACUGAAUUUAGACAAACACUUCACCCCAGCUGUAGGCAAGUGCACGCAACAAUGGAAGAGCACGCAGCACACUGGGAGGCCACCAUGCUGGGAGCGCCGUUCUGGAAGGACGCCGAGGCAUGGAACCAGCCCAUCAACGACUUCAUCGACGCGGUUCAUGACCAGACUCUCCUCAUCCGCUUUCCGUUCAAUCUCGAUCGUGAAGAAGCCAGUCGUGCCCACAAGCGGCGUCGCCGCUACAGCAUGAGCGACGUCCUCACCCGCACUACAGCCGAGUUCUCGACAUUGCUAAUGGCCGGAUCUCAGAAGUCAGAGCGCGCGAAGCGCUCUCGCUCCGAGAGCCGCACUCGCUCGCAGCCAUUCGCGCGGUCCCCAAGCACAGCAUCCAACAGCAACCAGAGUUCCACUUCCCUCCUCCGCUCCGCGCUCCACCGCAUGAGUCGCAAGAGAAUCGGGUCCGGCGAGCAUGAGCAGGAGCAGGAGCAAGAGUCCUUGGUUCCUGCGGCUGACGGAACCGAACAGCAGCAACAGCAACAACCCCGGAUCAUGCUCUUCUCUCCGGACCAGGCCACGCCGACCAACCCACUCCUAGAGUUCCGCGGCGGCGAGACCUGGGCGCGUAUCCCGCAGAGCCGACGCACGCUGGGCAUUGACGUGUACCUACCCACUAACACAGCCGCCCCAGCAGCAGACGCAGCACCGGACGCGGAUCCCGCUGGGGAGCAAGCAGACGCGGACGAAGAAGAUGUAGAGGGCGAGAUCAUCCAGAUCGAGAUCCUGCCGCUGGAGCAGCUGUUCCCGCUCAUCCACUUCCGCGGUCUCCGCUCGCUUAAGAUCACGGGUAUGGUGCAGUCGUACCAGACCUAUAUCUGGCAGGCGGCGUGGCUGAACACCGGCCUGGAGGACCUGGAGCUUGCCAUGGUCUGUGAGCCUCGCUUCCGUCGGGCGUUCACCGGGAGUUGGCCGUACAUCAAGGGCGGGUGGACGCUGAAUCAAGUGCACUACGGUGAGCCGGUCUAUCAUGGCGACGGCACCGGACAGCUUGAUCGCACUAUCGGCGAAGGCGAAUAUCUCGAUAAGCUGGUCAUCGAGAAAGCAAAAGUGUGCGCCAUGGCCAUCGGAUACACCCGCCACAAGUUCUCGAUCCGCACACUGACACUGACCGGGUUCGUGGUCGACGCGGAUCCGUUCCUGCACUGGUUUGACGUCAAGCGACUCAAGUGUCUGCACUUCAAAGACAUCUGUGUGGAUGCGGGGUUCUAUCUGUGUGAGCCCAUGAAGAGGGUCUCGAUUCUGUUCCCGCGGCUGGUGGACGAGAAUGCGGUCGUUGCGCACCGGGUGGAUCCGCUCGCGGAGUUGAAGGUGGUGCAGUUGCGUGGGGGGAGGAAGGUGGGCGAGAUUCCGUUUACUGGGCCUGAGAGUCUGGAUCAAGAAAUUCCGGAGAUGGCAAGGUCAAAGGUCAGGCUUGUGGUCCCACGCUAUGAGCACCUCACCUUUCUUUCACCUUCACUUCAGUUCUCUGUCUCUUACUUUGGUUUCUUUGAGCUGUUUUUCUGAUGGCGUGGUCGAAUCGCUUACGAUUCUCUCAUCUUCAGCGAUAUUUACUUCCUGUGCAUUGUUUGGCGCAACAGAUGGCAUUCUCACAUCAUGGCAUGGGAUUGAACUAGCGAGGUGUUGGUAAUGUCUAAUGUUCUAAUGAUGCGGGGAGGGUGGAUGGUAUGAUGGAGAAAAAGAAG
Aspergillus homomorphus CBS 101889 is the source of this 2177-nucleotide messenger RNA. RefSeq lists its product as uncharacterized. Bases 493 to 1998 code for a protein of 501 amino acids. The transcript has 5 exons. The record is from RefSeq and is a predicted model, not a curated record. Lineage: Eukaryota; Fungi; Ascomycota; Eurotiomycetes; Eurotiales; Aspergillaceae.